Messenger RNA from Entamoeba invadens IP1, 1764 nucleotides. RefSeq lists its product as hypothetical. The record is from RefSeq and is a predicted model, not a curated record. The coding region runs from base 1 to 1764 and encodes 587 amino acids. Lineage: Eukaryota; Evosea; Mastigamoebida; Endamoebidae. The transcript has a single exon.
AUGAGACUGACAAUAGGAAGUGAUAUGGAAAACGCUUCCUUAAUACUCAAAAGUAGUGAGCAAAUAGAAAUAACUGGUGGGUUAAAAGUACAGAAUUUGGACAUUAGUCGGUCUAUGAGUGAUCAUGACACUGAUAAAGACUUUAUAAUCAUGAACACUGGAGAAAAGUUUGUCGUGAAAAAGCUUAUAGUCGUUCCUAAUGCAAUAAGUGCAUAUCCCAUUACCACCACAUCUGAUAUUAAAUACGUCGUUGUUGGGUCUAAACCAAAUAAUGUAUAUUUGGAUACUUAUAAUACCACCAUUUUCUAUAACACAUUUGCUUCAAGAAAGAACCAGAUUGUAUGUGAAAUGAAAGAGAGUGGAAUUGUAAACAGUGUUCUUGAGUUCGACGAUAAUAACAAGGCACUGAGUUGGAAUAGAAAUGGCUGUGCGUGCGACGGAGAGUAUUGUCACUUAAUUUUCAAGCGCGAUGGAGUUGAAGAAUACACUAUUAACAACACUCAAAUAGAAUCCACCAAAUUUAUUGAAAUCAGUUCAGCUCCUGUCACAUUCACUGGGCCUAAACUAUCUUGUACUGCCAUGGAGAGUACAACGAAUAUUCAUUUGAGUGUUGACAGGUUUUCAAUUGAAAAAUUGAGUCUUCUCGAAACACAAACGCUCAAAAUUUCUGGCGUUUCUAAACCGUCGACUUUUGGUUCCAUUGAAAUUGUAACAACCAAUGGCAGUGUUGCAAAAUUAGAAGACACUACAACAAACAAGACAAAACCAAAUUUGGUUGUCGAUAGUUGCACAAUUCCCAUUCCUUUGAAAUUUGUAUCGUCUUUUACUUUUGGAAAUAUUGCCCUCACCAACUCAAAUGAAACCAAAUUUUCAUUCACCUCUUUAACUUCAAAUAGUGUUUCGACAUUCGAAUCUGUAUUAAUUGAUAAAUCACAACUCACACUUUCGAAUGGAGGAUAUGAUUUGAACACGCUCACAAUUACAAUGAAAUUGAAAAGUGCAGAGGAUUUCCCGUUGGUACUUGGAAAUGCAGUAUCUCUGAAGGAAGAGACUAAUCCAACUCUUGUCUUUGAUGUCGUCUUACCAACAAAAAGUCUUCCAAAUGUUAUUUACAUAGUAAGAACGCAAAUUCAAAACUUUGUCACAAAGUAUGGUGCAUCGUUUAUUUUAAAAACAGAAGACGGAUCCACAAUCACAUCAUACACAAUAACACAAGUUUGUAACAUAUAUAUAGCACUUGUUAAAACUGGCUUUACAGUUGAAGAAUGUCCAAAUGACCCACUCGGUUCAAGUGAUGCUUUUAUUGUUAAAAAUACAACAAAUAACGAUGUACCAACUUGGGUGAUUGCUGUGUUGGUUGUGGUUGGUGUGGUUGUCAUAGUGUUCAUUCUACUUCUUGUUGUGUUUGUGAUUGUAGCAAGGACAAUCAUCUUGAAAAACAAGAAAAACGUUAAAGUGUUUGAAGCCAAAGACAAUGUAUUUGAGGAGAGUUCACUCUCCAGUGAUGAGAACGAGAGCAAAGUUUCAGACAAGAACAAAUCUGAAUCUGAUUCGUUAUCAGAAACAUCUGGUUCGGGGUCUGAGAGCAGUGUAAAAUCACAAGAAAAGGAUGUUCCAAAACAGUCUGAAAUAUCUCAAGUUUCUAACAAAUCCGAAACAAUGUCAAAACCAGUAGACGAGAGUGAUGAGAGUUUAUCGAAGACUGGAGACGCGAGCGAAAGUGAAAGCGAAAGCGAAAAAAGCAGUAAUACAAACGACCAUUAG